Messenger RNA from Musa acuminata subsp. malaccensis (wild Malaysian banana), 1432 nucleotides. RefSeq names its product squamosa promoter-binding-like protein 17. Gene Ontology annotation, cellular component: nucleus. The record is from RefSeq and is a predicted model, not a curated record. Lineage: Eukaryota; Viridiplantae; Streptophyta; Magnoliopsida; Zingiberales; Musaceae. Gene Ontology annotation, molecular function: DNA binding.
GCCUCAUGCAAUCUGAAAGCUCACUCCAAAAGAUUCUCCAGCAGUCAGAAUCCAACCUGCCCAGCACUCAAUUAUCAUGUCAAUCCUUUUCUCAGCACACUUGCGCAUCCCUCAAGGGCUCAGCUCAGCUGCAACCUGUACGAAAAGCAGAUAGAACUCGAUGACAAUAUUGCUGUUAAUAUGACGUGUUACGAACAAAGAACUCACUGGCUGUUUCAUGAAGAUUUCAGACAUCACCAUAAGUCCCAGCAAGAAGACAACAACAAUUGCCAGUACUGUUUGAUGAUACGAGAACUUGUUAACGUCACAUCGCUGCUUGUCUCUCUUCUGUGACAUGACAGGCCAUGGGGAGUUGCCUGUUGGCUUCUUUAUACCAGGCGGGGAGAGAAGGCACUGGGAGUCUGCAGCAAGAGAUGAAUCCGAACUGCUCAAACGUUGCUUCCAGUGCCUGUGGCUCCAGCGAUUCCACCCAGGGGCUCAAGAUUGGAAGGAAGACGUACUUCGAGGAUUUCUCUGUCUCAUCCUCUUCGUUCCCGGUCGCACUGUCAGCACCUCAGAAGAAGGGGAAGGGGGUGGCGCAGGUGGGGAAACAGCAGCAGCCACCCAGGUGCCAGGUCGAAGGGUGUAGUGUGGAUCUCACCGGGGCCAAGGCGUACCACUGCAGGCACAAGGUGUGUGGGGUGCAUUCCAAGUCCCCCAAGGUGCUGGUGGCAGGGAUGGAGCAGCGAUUCUGUCAGCAGUGCAGCAGGUUCCACCAAUUGCCUGAGUUCGACCAAGGGAAACGCAGUUGCAGGAGACGUCUGGCCUGCCACAACGAGCGGCGAAGGAGGCGACCUCUAUCAGCGCACGUCGCAUGCAUGCCAUCAGUCUUCCAUGCAGAAGGCAACAACAGGUUCAGAGGGUUUCUUGUGGACUUCACUCACCCCAAACUCCCUUCAUUCCUGCAAAAUGCAUGGCAAAUAAAUCAAAGUGGCUUAGGAGUUGCAUCAGCUCCAGGAAUUCCACAUCUUACAGCAGGUUCAGAUUCAAGCCGUGCUCUCUCUCUUCUGUCAGCUCAACCAUGGGGUAGCACACUAGUUGCAGACUACAUGACCAGUUCUCGGGGUUGCAGCACCUCAUUCGAAGUGAGAUUGAAUCAGGUUGGAGAACCUGAUGACGGCCAUUUUGCAGGUGAGAUCGAGCUGGUGCCUCAGGGUAAGAGACAAUGCAUGGGUGUUGAUCCCAGUGUGAGAUGCAGGUUUUCUGAUGAUGCCAUCCACUGGACUCUGUAGUCCCAAUUCUUUUUGGGUGGUGGUCUUUUUCAGCUCUCUAUCAAGCUUCCCAUGGCUGUUCCAGUGUUUUGUUAGCAUGAACUUUCUUCUUUCUUUUCUUUCCUUUUUCUUUUUUUUCCUUGUCAGAUCAAACUAAACCUGAAAUUUUCUGUUAGAUGCAU